This is a messenger RNA of Aphis gossypii (cotton aphid), 1386 nucleotides long. Its product is annotated as 5-hydroxytryptamine receptor 2A. Gene Ontology annotation, molecular function: G protein-coupled receptor activity. The coding region runs from base 538 to 1170 and encodes 210 amino acids. The transcript is spliced from 4 exons. NCBI's taxonomy places the organism in Eukaryota, Metazoa, Arthropoda, Insecta, Hemiptera, Aphididae. The record is from RefSeq and is a predicted model, not a curated record. Gene Ontology annotation, cellular component: membrane. Gene Ontology annotation, biological process: adenylate cyclase-activating adrenergic receptor signaling pathway.
GAGAGGAGGCGCAUGGUGUAAGGUGGUUGCUACGAAACAUCGAUAAUUCCAGAGGCGCACACUGGAUAAACUCUGUGGGACAACGCCGCCAGUGGCAUCGUAUCCGCCGCUUGAUGUGGACCACCGUUUUUCCGCUUUCCAUCCGUGUGAUCAUAACUGCUCUCGUAUGCACGCGUGUAAAAUAACUGUCAAUAAUUAAUCAUUCAAAUUAUAAACAAUAGUCGAUUUAACUGUAUAAUAUACGUUUUUAAUAAAUAAACCACCGCCGUUUCCGUAGACGUACGUGUGUGAGAACAAUUUCCGCCGUUAGAUCUGUUAUGCACGGAAAGUUACAAUAAUGUUCGGUUUUUUUUAAUAAUAUUGUUAUUUUUUUCUCACCGAUCAAUGAAAGAAACAUGAACCAUUUGGUGGACCCAAAAAAUUGUAUGGUUAAGGGUGAAUUCAUACCGUGCACUGCAGUCGAAAACGACUUAAUAAUGACGGGCUACGACGAAUUUUGAUCCGGCGGCCGGUCAACAAGACCGCGACGAGUAUCAUAUGGCCCUGCUCGGAGCACUUGCGGCCACCGGCAGUAGACGCCAGGGCUGCGUGCUGCGGGCGGCGGCCGACGCGAUAACGUUCUACUGCGGCGGCGACGUGGUCAGUGUCGGCGGCAGCAGUGGCGGCGGUGGCAGCGGUGGCAGUGGCGGCGACGGUGCAGCCGCCGAAUACGACGGGGCCGCGGCCGCGUCCGGCCGGUCGUCCGCCGCCGGCGAUCGCGGACUCGGCGACUACUUCCGGCGGCCCGUCCGGUCGGUGGCCAUCGGCGACGGCGGUUCCGGGGCCGGCGGCUACUACUACGGCACCGAAAACGGUUCGUCGGCGGCCGCCGUGCUGGCCAACGCGACGGCCGGCGUGGAACCGUUCCUGAACGGUUCGUACAAUCACACGCUCGGCGCCGAGGUAGAGGACCUCACCAAUUACAUAUUCGUCAUCACCAUCGGCAUAAUAUUGGGCGCGAUGAUACUGACGACCAUUUGUGGUAACGCGUUGGUGAUAGCAGCAAUUUUGUUGGAGAGGAAUUUACAAAACGUGGCCAACUACCUCAUUGUCUCGCUAGCGGUCGCCGAUUUAAUGGUAGCAUGUUUAGUCAUGCCCUUAGGAGCUGUUUAUGAGGUAUGUGCUGCAUGAUUCACAAAUUUAAUUUAUUGUUGAUUUGAAUAAUUUUUAAAUUCGAAUAGAAUUUUAACAUUUAUUUUACUAUUCAGUAAGACUAGUAGGAGUAUUUGAUUACACAAUUAAAUUUAAUCGCAAUUCACGAAAGCUUACUAUUUUACGGAAGCUUUCCAAUUAUUGCGCCUUUUCAUAAACCAAUAAAAUUGCGCUCGGUUAUUUUCGAGGCUGAUA